Protopolystoma xenopodis is the source of this 618-nucleotide messenger RNA. NCBI's taxonomy places the organism in Eukaryota, Metazoa, Platyhelminthes, Monogenea, Polystomatidea, Polystomatidae. The record is from the annotation of a GenBank genome assembly.
AUGCGACGAGAACAAGGAGAACAAGAUGAAGAGUAUAAAGCUCUGGAGACGAGCACAAAUGAGAAAACAGCAACAAGAGACCACGAAGAUAACGAGGAUGGAAUACAGGAGACAAGAGAAACUCCCCUUGUCCUGAUAUUGGGAGAGAACUAUCUUGGUCUAAGGCAUAUUUACUUGCUAAAUUCAAUAUACUCCAUAUGGCCACUGCUUCAGUUAUCUGUGGCGCUGGUUGCUGCAGCUAAACUGGAAUGGUUCUGCUUAGUAGGCCUGAGUCUGGGUACAAAUGACGCAGAUGAUCCUGAAACCUUUACAAAAGGUCUGGUGCUGCCCAGUCAGCUGCCCCUAAAUCGCCGCCUUCAUCUAAUGUGGAUAUGGCUGUUUCUGUAUUAUCUACCAGCGUCGUUCGCAUACCAAUUACUUGUGCUGGACAACUUCCCACAAAUAAAACCGAAGGUAUUUGCAGAGGUAUUGCUGAUGCAGGAGGAGGAGUCAAAAGCUAUUCUGGAGGAUAUUUACUGUCGACGAAGACCCCGACAACUACACGCUUUGAUUGGACUCAUUGCUCUAGCUGUGUAUACACUAGCAAUCGCGGUGAUGUUAUCCCGUAAGAAAGUAUAG